This is a messenger RNA of Trichomonas vaginalis G3, 1800 nucleotides long. RefSeq names its product keratin-associated protein family. The transcript has a single exon. The record is from RefSeq and is a predicted model, not a curated record. NCBI's taxonomy places the organism in Eukaryota, Parabasalia, Trichomonadida, Trichomonadidae. The coding region runs from base 1 to 1800 and encodes 599 amino acids.
AUGGCUGCGUUGAUGAUGGUUAGAGAUAUAAAACCACGUAACGACGGGAACGAAGAACAUGAACAACAGGAUACUGGUCGGGUUAUUCGAGACAUUAAAAACGUGUAUCCUGAAGUUAUUGAUUUAUUUAGAGGAGUUAAUGAUUCAAUUUCAAAACAUUCUAUAACCCUCGAUGAAGAGAAUAAAUUAACAGAUUAUAUAUUCGUCAUUAUUGCAGAACUAAUGAAGAGAAUAAAUGAAAAAGGAAUUGGUGAUAUCAUUAAUGUCAGCGAUGUAAUGAUGAAAAGAAAUUUUGACUCAUUAUUUACAAAACCGAAAACAGAAUAUAGUCUUUAUGACGUAAUUACCGAAUUAAUGAAAAAGAUUAAUGAUAAUAAGAGUUCUGGCGGAAGAGUUGAAUUAGAAGUGAAUGAUGUUAAUGAGAAAUUAGCCGAAAAAGCAGACAAAAAUGAGCUUUUAGCUCUGAGUGAUAAAGUCAAGAACCACGUUCAUUAUAUAACUUCAGACGAACAGAUUAUAACGGACUACCAUGGAUAUUUAACACAGGAUGAACAAAUAAGCACUGAAGAUGUUAAUGAAAGAAGAUAUAAAUACAUUCGUGCUAAAGGUUAUGACAUAAGCUGUACUGUACAGUAUGAUGUAGCUAAAGCACCAGAAGCAUUUGGUUAUACCGGUGAAAUUUAUGCCUCUACUUUCAAUGUUAACGGUGUAUUAGUUGAACCAAGAUUUACUUUGAGAGUUAAGGCAAAAAUAACGUUUGAAGAUGCUAUUAAAAGUAAAGCCAGCAAAGAUGAACUUGAAGCAAUGAACAAAGUUUUGAAAUCUCAUAAACACAAUAUCUCUGAUAUAAAUGAACUUCAAGCUACAUUAAAUAGUAAAGCUGACAAGAACCAUACACAUAAAUCCUUCACUACUGUUAGAGCAGACGACAUAAUAUUGAACUAUACCCUUGGUUCAAGUGCACCUUUAGAGAAUCCAAGUACAAGCGUAAAAGAUACACUAAACUCCUUAAAUAACAAAUGUAUGAACAUUGAAGGUCAUGCCAGAAACUUUGAAACACAUGAACUACCAGCAAUGUUAGAUAAAAAAGCAGAUAAAGAACAUACACAUAACUCCUUCUCAACUGUUGCUAUAGAAAGUAUUGAAGGAACGGUUGACGGAACUGAUGGGGAUGCAUUAUAUUAUAAACCUCCUAACUUUCCACAAGGUUUAACAUCGAAUGAAAACAUAACAACGAAGAAAAAAAUUAGCUGUAAAAAUGUUUAUGUCAUGAGCAGUGAAAAUAAUGUUAAAUUCACUGCUCAAGAUUUAUAUGAUAAGAAAGCAGACAAAACAGAGCUUCAAACAUUAAAGACUCAGAUUCUUCAAACAUUAUAUCCUAUAGGCUCUAUUUAUACGUCAAUGAACUCAACAAAUCCAGCAACAGUUUUAGGUUUUGGUACGUGGAAGCAGAUUGUAGACAAAUUCUUAUACUGUGCUAACUCUUCAAAGCAAACAGGAGGUUCGAAGAAAAUUACUGAAGCAAACCUUCCACCGCACACUCAUACAGGAACUACAAACACAACAGGUAGUCAUUCACAUUCAAUAACAAAAAGAGGUUAUAGAAAUCUUGCAGCAGGUUCGGAUAGACAGGGAAUGGAUAGAUAUGAUAUUUCAAGUGACCCAGUAGAUUCAAGCGCAGGUAUUUUCUGUGGAACCGCAGGAAAUCAUUCACACACUUUCACAACAAAUCCAACAGGCUCGGGUGCAGAUUAUAUGCAACCAUUUGUGACUAUAUUCGCAUGGUACCGCGUUCAAUGA